Messenger RNA from Pseudopodoces humilis (Tibetan ground-tit), 450 nucleotides. The record is from RefSeq and is a predicted model, not a curated record. NCBI's taxonomy places the organism in Eukaryota, Metazoa, Chordata, Aves, Passeriformes, Paridae.
AUGAACUGCAUCAGCUCCCGGUGCCUGCCCGGCUGCGAGGUGGCCUGUCCCGAGCCCUGUGCCUACAGCAGAGGCCUUGGGCCCUGCGUGGCCUCCUGUGGGGACUCCACGGCCCUGGUCUACGCCCCGCCCGUGUGGAUCACCUUUCCCGGCCCCAUCCUGAGCUCCUGCCCCCAGGAAAGCAUCGUGGCCUCAUCCCUGCCCCAGCCCUCCGGUGGCUCCUCAUACGGCUCAGGGAUGGGAGGCUCCUCUGGUGGCCUGUCAAGAAUUGGGGGCUCCUAUGGAUCUGGGGGCUCCUAUGGUUCUGGGGGUUCCUAUGGAUGUGGGAGUUCUUCCAUGGGUGUCUCAGGAAGGGGGGGUUCCUCUGGAUGUGGGGCUUCCUCCUCGGGGGGCUGCUUCCUCAGGAAGUUCUACACCAGCAGCAGCCGUGGAUCCCGCCUGGGAAACUGA